AUGGAAGCUUUGCGCCUUCCUUCGUCACCGCUGGACCACCUUGAGAUUGGAGUCUGGCGGCAACUUCGCCAAGCCAGCUCGCCUUGCUAUGUACUGGCGCUGUUUUUGGAAAUGGGCCAAGGCAUAGGACCUGUUGGUGACACGUCUUUUUUCCGCGGGCUCGCCAAGGAACUGGCCGAUUGCCAUGUCACAGAUAUUGCGAAGCGUUUGGCUGCUCGUUGUCGGAGGGUUCCUCUUGACUAUCGUGACUAUUUGGGCGGAGCGGACCCCGAUGGUCGUUACAAAAAACUGGUUUCCUCGAUAGCCGCCCAGGCCGGCUUCUCAUUGGCACGGCAGAAGAAGCACACAAUCUUGAAGCGAGUUGUCGAUCACGAAGGUACUCGUCACCAGCAAACCCUUACAGCUUGGAAAACACCUUCUAAUCGACAGGAGACCAAGCGGUUAGAAGCUAGAGUGCGGAGAAUGGAUGACCCCGAGCGCUUCGAUGCGGACAAGCUACGGGCCAUGGCUGCACGGGUUGGCCGCAGCGCGAAUGGUGCAACUGUCACGUCUCCGAUCCCGCCGGUCGCUGGGAGGAGGGCCCGUGCUAAGCCGAGGCAUCGAGAUUUCCAGCGGGCCAGCACGCCAGACCGUGCGGGUCAGUCGGCGGACACCUUUGCAGACGUGCGAGAUCCCGGACACCAAAGCUCAGUUUGCAGCGAUGCAUUGCAGUGCUUGCCGACCUCGCAUGUGUUGCCCUCGCGUGUUGGUGCUGUGCCAACUUCUACUCGAGUUUUGCCGAAGCGGAGGAGAGCUCGCCGCUCCGUGGACGUCUGGGUUUUCGCGCACCGGCAGAGUGAUGGCACUCACGCAAUCGCUGCAGUGCACGAAGAGGCUCUUUCGCCGCAAGUGGGUCGCCUUGCCUCGAUCAAGUCGGAGGCCACGCCGACCGACUCCGCAGCGGCCAGCGUGCAGCCGUCUCCUAGACGCAAGGAGAGCGCCAGCUCUGCGUCAGCUGGGCCUAGUGUGCCGCCGUCGCCGGCAGCGCAACCAACCUCCAAGUCGCAGGCAGCGCCAUCCCCGAGUUCAAGCCCAUUUGGGUCAAUAAAGUCCCAGGUGCCACCGUCGCCGGCAGCAGGACCAACUUCCAAGUCGCAGGCAGCGCCAUCUCCGAGUUCAAGCCCAUUUGGAUCAAUAAAGUCCCAGGUGCCACCGUCGCCGGCAGCCGGACCAGCAGAUGCGUCAAGGUCGCAGGCAGCACAGUCGCCCAGCGCUGCUCCAUUUGGUUCUGUCAGUUCACAGGUGUUGCCGUCGCCAGCAUCCGGACCAGUGGAUGCGUCCAAGUCGCAGGCUUCCCUUUCUCCAGCAGUUGGACCUCAAGAUUCCGCAAGGUCGCAGGCCUUGCCAUCUCCUGGCGGCGCUUUUGGAUCAAGUCUUCCAUCAAAGGCUACCCUUUCUCCAGCGGUUGGACCUCAAGAUUCCUCAAGGUCACAGGCCUUGCCAUCUCCUGGCGGCUCCUUUGGAUCAAGUCUUCCAGCAAAGGCACCUGCAUCCCCGGCAGCUGGAUCUUCAACAUCCCAGGCAGCACAGUCUCCGGCGGCCGGCCCCUCCGUACCCAUGACUUCGCAGGGUCCACCCUCGGCAUCCCCGGCUGGGGGAGCUUCUGGGCAGGCAGCUGAUCCCUGGCAGUCGCUCCGGUCAUGGAUGGGCGAUCCCUUCGGAGUCAACGCAACCCAGACAGGAACGGACUCGUGGCCGGCAGCGCAGGCCUCGUCGCCCGGAGUCGGCAAACGGAACAGCCUCUCGGGCAAAUCGCCUGCAGCAGCUUCCCCACGCUUCGACGCCUGGCCCAAAGCCGUGGGCGACACGGAGCCUGCAUGGCCUGAUGCGUCAGCCUCUCCAGUGCAGGCGAUUGCCCAGCAGUCACCUGCAGGUGGAAAGUCAGCGACCUCCACCGCUUCUGUCCGCCUGCGGCGAGAGCAGGAAGCGGCCAAGCGACAGCUGACCAGUGCAAUGAGCAGCUCCCAGCCGGACUUGCACUUCUUGGCUACGGCGGUGCACGGCGCCAAGUCCUGCGGACUGGAUGAGGCGGAGCCUGACCUGGUUCAGGAGGCAGAGCGCAAGCUUGAGGAGGCGCACCGGGGGGCAUCCCAAGCUGAGCUACGCGAGUCCCUGAGAGCCGCGACGUCUGUGGUGUCAGCACGCCUCAACACACAGGAUCCCAUGCUGGGAGAGGAAACGGCCAGGCUACGCUCGGUACUGACGGAGGCUCGCGAAGCGGGCUUCAGCCCAGCAGAGCUCGUCCAGGCCGAGCAGACGCUCUUCAAGGCAUCGCAGUUCCAGCAGGAGCAGGCUGCACAGGUGGCUGCAGACAGCGUUCCGCAGACAUCACCGUUUGCAGCAAGGCAAGCCACCCCGGCUGCUUCGCCAAAGCCGUCACUGCAGGCUUCACCGGCCAGGGUGCCCGCCUCACCAGCAGCCUCACCGGCAGCCUCGCUGGUGGCCUCGCCAGCUGCCCUGCCUGCCCCGACAAGCCCGUCAGUGCCCGAAGCCGAGCAGAAGGCCAUGCAGGACAAGGUGUCGAAGCUGCUGCAAACGCUUUUGGCAGGUGGCAGUGCGCCGGAGUCCCUGCGGAAGGCGGCCGAGGUGGCGGCUGCUGCAGGCCUCGCACCCGAGAUCUGUGCUUACGCGCGGACAGCCGCCGAGAGCCGAAGCAUCGCCCACGAGAAGGCUGUGGCUGCGCUGGCUUCUGGGAGCCUUGACGCCGUUCGACAAGCCAAGAUCGACGUGGAGCUGGCUGGUGGGCCCAACUCGGAUCUCCGGCAGCUGGUGCAGGUCUUGGAGAUGCAGCGGGCCCCCAGCUCGUCUCCUGCCCUGGGCCCCGCAGGUUUCCGUCCACAGCUGGACGUGGCAGAGAUGCGACAACGGGAAGAGCCUCCGCCUCAGAUGACACGCACAAAUCGAGAAGUGUACCAAGUUUUUUCUCCUACUAAAGUUGAUACGCCCUUGGCGAGCUUCACAUACGUGGUGGACACUCCAACCUGGACGGCUGGCGUCUACCCUAGCUACGAAUGGGAAAACUUCACCAUAAAAGUGUACCGACAUCUGCAACAUCGAAAUGUGGCGGUCCAGCCCAACUGGGACCGGCAAGACGACAGGAUUCGGCAUGACGAUCUUGAGGUACUACAAGCGGUUGUUAUGGCUGCUCCCGACUCGUCAGGAGGGCCAUUACACCCUCACCUACGGAUUCUUGCACUGUUCGACAACCAGUAUGACCUCCUGGACGGGACCCUGGUUGUGCUUGAUGAAUUCCAUGAAGUGGAACCAAGCAUAGCCUUCGUGGCUGCGCACUUGCCUGCAAAGGUGCAUAAAGUACUCGUGAGCGCCACGCCGUCAGCACGUAUUGCUCGACUGUGCGAGGCGGAACCUCAAGAUUACUACAACACUGGUUUCGCUCCUCCUUACACGAUCCGGCAUGUACGCUGGUAUGGGCUGAGCGUCACCCAGGCACUUGCAACUCUGCUCUAUGACCGGAGCAAUGCCGACUCGUCGGAUGGCAGAGAAAGAUGCAGACACCGUGGAGCUUGA
Molecule: messenger RNA, 3567 nt
Organism: Symbiodinium natans
Lineage: Eukaryota; Dinophyceae; Suessiales; Symbiodiniaceae
Source: the annotation of a GenBank genome assembly